This is a messenger RNA of Lactuca saligna, 555 nucleotides long. Lineage: Eukaryota; Viridiplantae; Streptophyta; Magnoliopsida; Asterales; Asteraceae. The record is from the annotation of a GenBank genome assembly.
AUGGCUUCUUCAUCCGAAACUCCAUCCGUUGUUGAUCAAACCACUUCAUCAGGCCUACUGAGCAUGAAGGCCAACCAAAAUCUCAUAUUGGACCUCGAUCCAUCCAAGUAUGAAGCUUUUCUCCAGCCAUUGAUCGAGUUCCUGCGACACUCUCCUUUGGCUCAAGCUCUUCCGAUGUCAGAAAAUGCUCCUUUGGCUCAUCUAUCAAAAGCUUUCUCUACAGCUCGCUACCAGGAAAGUGGGUCGAUCAUUACUUUCAAGACUGCUGCUCAACCAACCUCCAUCACCAAGGCCCGAUAUAGCAGGUUGCUUGGGUUUCCUACUUCUAGGGAUUUGAUUGAUCCUGAAUCUGUCUCUUCUUCUGCCAUUUUGGAGAUGUUCUACCAAAUGAGUUAUCUAGAAAAUCUUGUUAUAUUAUCCAAGUUCAAGAAGCCCAACCUUCCACCAAUGUGGAACAGGAUAUUUACCCUAAUUUUUAGAAGCUUCCCAGAAAGGGUAACGGGUUCAAACAGUUCUAGUAAGCUCUUCCUCAUUAUUCUUGAUGCGGUCAAAUAG